Molecule: messenger RNA, 8707 nt
Organism: Lutra lutra (Eurasian river otter)
Lineage: Eukaryota; Metazoa; Chordata; Mammalia; Carnivora; Mustelidae
Gene: ARHGAP31
Product: Rho GTPase activating protein 31
Exons: 12
Coding region: 827-5188 (1453 amino acids)
Biological process (GO): small GTPase-mediated signal transduction
Molecular function (GO): GTPase activator activity
Source: RefSeq, a predicted model, not a curated record
GCGGGCGGCUGGGGCUGCGGGUCCUCCCGGGAGCGCGGCGGUUUCCUCCCGAGCUGCCCAGUUAUCUCCAGAGCCUCCGACCAGCUCUCGGCGGAGCGCGUCCUCCCCCCGCACCCACCCGGCACUCCUCAACCCACCCACCUACUUCCUCCGGCCCCAUACACACGCAGCGCGGAGUUGCCAAAAAUUUCCACCCUCCGCCCCCCUCCCUAGCUAACUUCCUUCCAGCAUUUCCUGAGCUGGAUGAUCCUAGGAUUUGUAAGACAGGAAAAAAAGGAAGGCGUGAGGGCGGGCGAGAGAGACAGGAUGCUUGUUUUUCGCGUUCCCGAAGCCGUCUGAAGGCAAGACAGCGGGCGCAGGGCAGAGGAGCCACGCAGCCCCCGGGCUGUCUGCUCGCCCUCCGGCUGCUGCCCGCUCGCCGCGCGCUCGUCCUCUCCUGGGCAUCUGCAGAGGCGGAGAGGAGAGCUCGCCCUCCCUCCGAGGCGGAGGAAAACACCCGAAGACACCGCAGGAGCCCGUGAAAGUCCCCGGGACUCCGAGUGAGGAAGUGACACUCCGGCCGGCCGGCCCGCGGCCGCCAGCUCCGCCCGGCCUCCCGCCCCGAGGCCCUGGAGAAGCGCGCCGUGGACCCCAGGCUCCGCGGCCGCGCCGGGCUCAGCGCCCCGCGGGCUCCAUGCGCGCUGCCCCGGGCCGCUCUUCGUCCGCGUGCCGAUGCGGCCCCUCAGUGCCGCGCCGCAGCCCGUGAUCUGACCCCGGAGACCGGCCUAGGCGCGGUGCCACGCACAGGGGAGGGGGAGACGGAGGGGCAACCUCUUGGGACUAACUCAUGAAGAACAAGGGUGCCAAGCAGAAGCUGAAACGAAAGGGAGCCGCCAGUGCCUUCGGCUGUGACCUGACCGAGUAUCUGGAAAGCUCCGGACAGGAUGUUCCAUAUGUAUUGAAGAGCUGUGCAGAAUUUAUAGAGACUCAUGGCAUUGUGGAUGGAAUCUAUCGGCUUUCAGGAGUCACCUCAAAUAUACAAAGGCUAAGGCAAGAGUUUGGUUCAGAUCAAUGUCCAGAUCUGACAAGGGAAGUGUACCUCCAGGACAUCCACUGUGUGGGCUCACUCUGCAAGCUCUACUUUAGGGAGCUGCCCAACCCUCUCCUGACUUAUGAGCUCUAUGAGAAAUUCACGGAGGCCGUGUCGCAUUGCCCCGAAGAAGGCCAACUGGCCCGAAUCCAAAAUGUUAUCCAGGAGCUUCCCCCAUCCCAUUAUAGGACCUUGGAAUACCUGAUUCGACACCUGGCCCACAUUGCCUCCUUCAGCAGCAAGACCAACAUGCACGCCAGGAACCUCGCCCUAGUGUGGGCACCAAACCUGCUCAGGUCAAAAGAAAUCGAAGCCACUGGGUGCAAUGGAGACGCGGCUUUCCUUGCAGUUCGGGUCCAGCAGGUGGUGAUUGAGUUCAUCCUGAAUCACGUGGAUCAAAUCUUUAACAACGGCACACCUUCGUCUUUGGAGCACAAUGAAAACCCGCCCAUCACAAAGAGCCUGACCUUGCCAGUCCUCUCCUUGCCCAUGAAGCUGGUGAGCCUGGAGGAAGCUCAGGCCAGGAGCCUGGCUACUAACCAUCCUGCUCGGAAGGAAAGGAGGGAGAAUAGCUUGCCUGAAAUUGUCCCUCCCAUGGGCACCCUCUUCCACACUGUUCUUGAGUUACCAGACAACAAAAGAAAGCUCUCCAGUAAAUCAAAGAAGUGGAAAUCAAUAUUUAACCUGGGACGUUCUGGAUCAGACUCCAAAUCAAAGCUGAGUAGAAAUGGGAGUGUAUUUGUGAGAGGACAGAGGCUCUCAGUGGAAAAGGCUACUAUCCGGCCAGCUAAAAGCAUGGACUCGCUGUGCUCAGUGCCUGUGGAAGGGAAAGAAACCAAAGGAAAUUUUAAUCGAACAGUCACCACUGGUGGAUUUUUCAUCCCAGCGGCAAAAUUGCAUUCAACCAACACUGGUAGCUCAUGUGACCUCAGCAAGCAGGAGGGCGAAUGGGGCCAGGAGGGGAUGCCGGCAGGGGCGGAGGGGGGCUUCAACAUGAGCAGUGACCGAAGCCAACUUCAGGGUGCUCAGGCCCGGCCCCCACCUGAGCAGCUGAAGGUGUUCCGGCCUCUUGAGGAUCCAGAGAGUGAGCAAACAGCCCCGAAGAUGCUGGGUAUGUUCUACACAUCAAAUGACAGCCCCAGCAAAUCUGUCUUUACCAGCAGUCUCUUCCAGAUGGAGCCCUCUCCCCGUCACCAGCGCAAGGCCCUGAACAUCUCUGAGCCCUUUGCCGUGUCCGUUCCGCUGCGCGUGUCAGCGGUCAUUAGCACCAACAGUACCCCGUGCAGAACACCCCCGAAGGAGCUCCAGUCGCUUUCCAGCCUGGAAGAAUUUUCUUUCCAGGGGUCAGAGAGUGGAGGUUGGCCUGAAGAUGACAAGCCACUGGGAGCUGAGACGUCUACAGCUUCCGUACCUAAGAAGGGGGUUCUCGAGGAGGCCAAGCCAGGACCAGAAGCAGUGAGGAUGGUGGAAUGCAACAAAGGCCUCCCCCUGGAGCCAGGCCCCCAACAAGAGGAAAAGAAGGCCUCGGAAACAUCCCUGGACUCUCAACAUUCAAGUAACUUAGAGGAGAGGUUGGACCCAGAGAAGGCGGAGGAGGAGGGUGGAGAGGCUGGCCAGGCGGAGCCCAGCACUCUGCAGGAGAGCCCUGGGCCCAGAGCCGAAGCAGUGUUUCUCCAGGAUGUGGAUGAGGAUGACCUGGCCAAUGCCCUGAUCUGGCCUGAGAUUCAACAGGAGCUGAAGAUCAUCGAAUCUGAGGAGGAGCUCUCCUCAUUGCCAGCACCUGCCCUAAAGAUCAGCCCCACUCAGCCAAUCCUGGAGGCCAGUCCGGCGGCUUUUGCUUCCCAGGAGCCUCCUGGGAGCUUGUCUUGUGGGAGACCACCAGGCUCCACCCCUCUGGAGGAGUGGACUAAGGAUCCAGCCAAUCAGACGGCACAGGGGACUUCCCCUGCAGCCAAUAGAGAAAAGCUAGAGACGACGAGCGUCCUCCUCAGACCCGAGACAGAGAAGGGCCCGCGUCCGGACCCCACCAGCUUAGCUCCUCUGGAAAUAGUUCCAUUUGAAACAGCUUCUUUACAAACAAAGGUGGGCCAAGAAGGCACAGGGAAUCUGUCGCCUCCUCUCCCGCCUGCUGCGCCUCCUCCAACUCCUCUGGAGGAGGCGCCUCGAGUCCAGCUAUCGAAGGGCAGUCCUGAGAGAGAAGACUCAUCUAGGAGUUUGAAGACAAAUCCAUACACAGACCAGCUGAAGUCUAAUGGCAGCCCUGGGACCCCCAGCCUGUGUCAGGAGGAAGAGGAGGAGCCCUCUCUAGGACAAAGUGAAAAGCAAAAUUCAAAGAAUGCUGCUUGUGAGGGAAAAGGCUCUGGUUUUCAAAGCCCAACAAGCGAGGUUGAGAUCUCUCCACAAGGAGAGGGGGAUGUAGCCCAUUCAGUGCAGGAGCCCUCAGACUGUGAUGAAGACGAAACUGUGACAGACAUUGCCCAGCAUGGCCUGGAGAUGGUGGAGCCCUGGGAGGAGCCCCAGUGGGUAACGAGUCCCCUUCACUCUCCCACCCUGAAAGAUGUGCAGGAGGCCCAGGUGCAGGGCCCCCAGACCCACCGACUGGAGAGGAGGCUUCCCCACAGGCCCAGCCUUCGUCAGAGCCAUUCUCUAGAUAGCAAAACAACCACGGUUAAGAGCCAGUGGACUCUUGAGGCUCCCUCCUCUAGCAGCUGUGCUAACCUCGAAGCAGAGAGGAAUUCCAACCUUCUGCAGCCCCUGGCCCCCAGGAGAGAGAUUACUGGAUGGGAUGAGAAAACCCUGAAGUCCUUUAGAGAGUUCUCUGGGGACAGAGGGACAGAGGCUGCUCCCAGCCAGAAGGGACCAGGUGGUUUGCAGCCCAAAUCAGCAGAAAUCAGCCCUGGCAGCCUAGCAGAGGGAAAGGAACAGGGGACACACCAAGGGCACAGCAGCCCUCAGAUUGAGCAAGGUAGUGUUCCUGGGCCAGACAACAGCAAAGAGAGUUCUCCUGGUGUGCAAGACAGUGCCUCAUGUGGAGAGCAUCCCCCAAAGUUACAGCUGAAGAGCACUGAGUCUGGGCUUCCAAAAGGGAAAAACAGGCCUUCUUCCCUCAAUUUGGACUCUGCCAUUCCCAUCACUGACCUCUUUCGUUUUGACAAUGUGGCCUCAUUUGGUUCACCUGGAAUGCAGCUCUCUGAGCCAGGAGACACAAAAGUCGCAUGGAUGACCUCAUCUCUCUGUAAAGUAGACCCGUGGAGUAUUUGCUCCCAGGACCCUCAGGACCUGGACAUUGUGGCUCAUGCCCUGACGGGCCGCCGUAACUCAGCUCCUGUGAGUGUGUCAGCUGUGAGAACCUCCUUCAUGGUCAAAAUGUGCCAGGCUAGGGCAGUCCCAGUCAUCCCACCCAAGAUUCAGUACACACAGAUCCCACAGCCCCUGCCAUCUCAGAGCUCAGGGGACACUGGAGUUCAGCCUCUGGAGAGGAGCCAGGAAGAACCCAGCUCAACUGGUGGGACCUCGCAGAAAUCUGCCAGAGAUGAUUCUCUCUCCUUGGAAAGCCCAAAAGAAGAGAAGCCAAAGCAAGAUAUGGGAGCCAUUGAGGCCUCGCCAAUGGAUACCACUACAUCCCACAUGUGCGAGGGACCCAUCCUUCCUCCAGAACCAGUCUUGGCUAACCUGCUCUCCACCCAGGAUGCAACAGUGCAAUGCAGAAAGCGUACAUCAGAGACAGAGCCUUCCGGAGACAACCUUCUUUCUUCAAAAAUAGAGCGACCAUCAGGGGGUUCUAAACCUUUCCACAGGUCAAGGCCAGGAAGACCUCAGAGCCUUAUCUUAUUCAGUCCUCCUUUCCCCAUUAUGGACCACCCACCCCCUUCCUCCACAGUGACAGAUUCCAAGGUUCUCCUGUCCCCUAUCAGAAGUCCCACCCAGACAGUUUCCCCUGGCCUUCUUUGUGGGGAUUUGGCAGAAAACACGUGGGUCACACCAGAAGGGGUUACGCUUAGGAAUAAAAUGACCAUCCCUAAGAAUGGCCAAAGACUAGAGACCUCAACCAGCUGUUUUUACCAGCCCCAGAGGAGGUCAGUGAUUCUGGAUGGAAGAAGUGGGAGGCAAAUAGAAUGACAUCAGUUCACCUGCUGGUGUUCAAAAAAAAAAGUCGUGAUUCAUCAUCUGGAAGUUAUUACAGGGCCAACUUGCCAUUAUUCCAGGCAUAGGUUAUUCAAGUUUGGAUUUAUUUUGGCCUCUUUUUUUUCUUCAGCUUUUUGACCAUUUAUUAAUUAGCCCAUUUGCCAUAAGAGAGGUCAAGGGAAGGACCAAGAAAUGAAAUUUAGAUCAGUCCUUAACAGCAGGUGGGAAAGGUCAGGUAAGGAAGAAGCUGAAAUGCUUUCUUCCAAUGAGAUUUGGGGUUGUUUCUGAGUUGUGUUUCUCCCACACUGUCAUUACCUAUUACUGUUGAGAGUUGGCUAAAAUAACAUUUUUUGAAAGAAAGAGAAAUCCUUUGCCUGUGUUGGAAAAUGUUGCUGUUGAGGUUGGAAGGCCUCCUCUUUCCUUCACGCUUUUUAAUGCUCCUUAAAGCAUGCGUUCUUUUAGACCAGUUUUCUGAUAAGCUUUGUACACAUGUACACUCCAGAACAGAAGUAGAUUUGGAAGUGCAAACUAAUGUACACUUACAGAUCCAACAGGGUAAAGGUGCCCAUGCUCUUUCCCUGGAACUUCUGCAGACUUGUGGGAGAUGGUUGCAUGUAUCAGCGUAGAAAAUCAGAAUCUAUACACAAGAGCAAAUUCUAUGACUGGCAAAAUCUAAGAGGACUGCCUGGCUGUGGCUUUUGUUAUUUUGGGGGGACUCUGCCAUUCUCCUGACCUCUGAUGUAUAAAUCUAGUGGUUGGGCAGACUGGGGGCUGAGCUGAAGGUUACGUCAAUGAGAUGUGCUGAAUUUUCACUUAGGUAUGCAACAGUGAAGUGAUCUGUGUUCUUUCCAUCAGAGUCCACAGACAGGAUAUCAUCGUAGAGAACAACCUCACGCAUAGGUAGAACUAUGCUCCAAAGUCAGUGUGUUUAAAUUGAUGGGGCAUUAGUAGAAAACACUUCUAGCUCAGGUUCCCUGUCCUUCCACACUAGGCUGAGAGUACAGGAGAGGAUAAGGAGGGAGCCCCAACAGGGUGACCAUCUCUGUCACUUGGGGAGAAAUGCCCUUUGGAACAUGUAUUUCAUUUUAGCCAGUGGGUACCUCCCUUUCUCCCGCUUCUUCCAUUACUCAGAGCAGAGUUGAGGCACCUUUCUCCAUCCCAUAACACCCCCCCCCCCAUCCAUUACCCACCCUAGGCCAUUCUCCUGUCUACAUGCAAGCAGAAGCAAUAAACCAAUGUGAUUUUAUUUCAGUUAUAUAGAACCUCAGUGCUUCUUUCUUUUUCAGCCGGUAAGAGGAAGGAGAACUAAUAGAACCUACUGGUAGCUUUUUGGUGCUCUCCCAAAAAGGGAUUCACAGGAGCCCUUCUCAAGGCAAAACCCAUUAGGAUAUCAAUGGUUUCAAACCUUCUAACACAACAAUUUUAUUCAGAAAGAAAUUAAAACAGACCUGUUCUAGCUCUGUGCACAUCUUUUCAGGUUCAAGUCUGGCUGAACUCUGUCCACAAGCUCUGUCAUUGCAGAAAUUUCUCUAGGGGCUAGCAGUACCUCUCAGCAGACCUCACAAUCCAGGCCACCGGUGGGAUGGGUAGGGGCUGAACUGAAGUUACCUCGUCCAGGGAGAAUUGGAGGUGGAGCCCUGCAACAGAUCCAUAUUCCUCUCUCCCUUCUUCCCUGAUAAACCUUACAGUUUUGAAACCUUGUGCUGAACCUUUUAAGCCAGUGUCUGUUUCAGGGGUAACUGGGAGGCCAGCUGACGAGUUCUCCUUUCAGAGGGCACUGAGGUGAAUGAGCAAGGGGAGCGGUUAAUAGGUUCAGUGUCUUGCCUUCUCAUUAGGUGAGCGAGACCCUGGACCAAUGGGUCCAGCCAAUGGGAUGUCAACCCGUAAAAAAAAGUGCUGGGGUACAGCAUUUUCCCUCCUGGGCAAGCAAGGUGAAGAAAUAUAGUGGUGACAGAUGAGAAAGGCCAUGUUCAGGAGAUUUGAAAAGUACAUUCCUGCCUUAUCAGAAAAUGUGGGCAGAUAGGCUUUAUCCCAAUCGCAGUACACUGUGGUGUCUGUGCUUUGAUAAAGACCAUGUUCCAGUUAGAAUGUGAGAGAGGAAAGGAUCUGGACUUUGCUUCACCAUCAGAACUCUGAGCCACAUAAUGAAGUAUUUAAACUAUUUUAUGAUUAUUUUGAAUUUUUGUUUGUAAUGCUUAGAGGAUAUAUUUUAUUCGGGGAUAGACUGAGAAGCCACUAAGUACACCUUAAUGCAUGAGUUCUGCCGGAGGCUCCUAGGCAGAUUGUUAAAUGGCUGCCAUGCCCCAUAGACUGACGUCUUUUGUUUGUAGCAUCGUCUUCAGGAGUGUGGGUGUGUGGAUGCUGUCAUGAGACCCAAUGACAACUGUCUGGAGAUAGUCUCUAUUCUGAGUUUUCCUAAGCCAGUGAAUCCGGAAAGCUGUGGAAGCUGACUCACCUUCUCGAUCAGUGUCCCACGGCUAAAGUGUGGACUUCAAUACAGCCCAGCCUGUCAACUGUCACAAACACAUUCAUAAGCUUCCUGUGGGCUGGGGCUAACCCGACGCCGAGGAAAUUCCAUUUCAUGGCAAAGAGAACUCAGAUUUCCUCCCCUGAAAUUGUUUCCUCAAAUGCCCCAAGAUUACCUAUUUGGUCAUUCAUUUGGGACUGAAAAAAGACCCCCCUGAGAAUGGCUGGAUGGAAAUCAAAUGCCUGCUUCCAUCCAGACAGCGGACAGGACAAGGGCAGUGUUUUUAGGUGGAUCUGCAUGGUGCUCUAGAAAGGGCUACAAAAUCAAAUUCUCCCAAGUGCUCCUUCAAACCAGUUACCAGUCCUCAAAAUGGGGAUGGCUGAUUUUAAAUGUUAAAUUUGAAAUAAAAUGCAUGCAUCUCCUAAAGUUUUCUUUCAGUGUUAGUGGUUGCUAAAGAAGAUAAUAAUCUGUAUUUAUUGGCAAAAUGGGCCUUAGGCCAACUAUUUUUCCCAUUUUUUUUUUUUUACCAAAAUGGACCAGAUAGAGGAGUUUGGGUUUUAUUCUUUGCUUCAGAUGGAAUGUGAAGAAAACUGAUCAAAAACCCCAUUAAGACAGCUUGAUCUAAGCCCUAAAAUUCAAAAUAGUGGCCAAGUCAAAUUCUGGGUUCUGUAUAAGUUAAAAAUGUAAGCAUCCUCCUCCUCAAUAUUUAUCAAAAGCUUAGUAAUAUUGCCCUGGGUGCCUUAAUACUCUUAAAUCCUUGGAGUCUAAUGAAAAAAGGGAGAGGGGUGGUAGCAAAUGAAACAGUCCAUAAACAGGAGCAAGAUUUAGAGCCAUUACAUUACCAAAAGAAAGCUCAAAGGGAAAAAUGUAGCAACUAGCAUCUUUUAAUAGGAUUGUUAAUAGUGUUCAAGUUACCUACUGACUUUAAUCAAAUUAAACAAUUGCAAAUCCAAUAGAAGGUACUAGGGAGACACUUAGGCAUUGAGAAUUUUGCUCUGAUUGCUUAAAAAAUGUGAGAGUGGUAAUCAAGAACAAAGAGUUGUGAA